AUGGAUGACAACGAACAGCAGCGGCUGUCUGCUCUGGAGACCAGCAUACAGAACAUCGAGGCCGUACUCACCCGCCUCAUCUCUCAACAACAACAACCCCCUGCCCCUGCCCCUGCUCCAGCUCCGGCAGCGGGUCCAGGUGUUUCUACUGGCGCCAGCCCUGCGCGCCCCCUUAUCCGUCCGAAUCCUCCCUUCUCCUUCGAUGGGGAUCGCACCCUGGGCAAGAGCUUCUUGCAUUCAGUGAAGCAGUACUGGUGUCUGCUUCCUGAGGCGUUCUUUGUGAAUGGGGCAGUCUCGGAAGAAAAGGUAGUCCGCUUCGCCCUGUCCUACAUGUCCAAGGACUCCGCGGCCUCCUGGUCCGAGCGCAUAUUUGUCGAGGAGAACGAGCAAGACCACGCCCUUGCGCGACUGGAGACCCAUCUGUACUAUAUGGGCUCCCGUGAUGUGUUCAAGUACACGGACGAAUACGACGACCUCCUUGAUCUCGCCGGCUAUACCGACGAUCUGGUCGAGGUGACCAAAUAUAGGACGGGCCUGGAUCCGAAGAUCAACCAGGCUAUCACCACCUCUGGCAACCCUCCCAGGCUCACUGACUACGCCGAGUGGCGUGUCCGUGCGUUCCGGCAGUACAAUGCGGAACAAGCUGCCAAGGCGUCUCGAGCGCCGGCAAUUGCUGCUCGCCCGGCGCCGGCUCCUGUUGCCCACCCCAUCCCCAUGGAGUUGGAUUGGACCCGGCUCCGUGGUGACAUUUGUCGCACCUGCUUCCGCUGCGGCAGUCCGGGCCAUCUUGCCCGUGACUGCCCCACCCCAGCUGAUAUCUGUCACACUGAUGUCCUUGAUGAGGUCAUCAACCAGCUGGGAAGUGAGUUGCUCUCUGAGUUGGUUGCCCAGGUUGCGACCACUGCAGCCGUUGCGGAUCAUCAACGAGUGAGUAGUACGCCCUCGUUCGCUUCACGUAAUUGUUUCUCCUGUUUGUAUGAUGAAUCCAAUUCCCUCCACUCUGCAACAGUUGAAGCAAUAGACGUACACCCUGCUCCCCCUCUAAUCCCACGAGUCCGUAAGGAGAAGUGGGAACGCAAGCUCCCUUCCUGCUAUGUUGCUGCCACCUCUCCCGGGGCCAAUUCUCUCCACCUCCCCCUCGAGAUCGAGUCCACCGACAAUGCAGUGAAGUUAUCUCUCAAAGGCCUGGUCGAUUGUGGUGCCACAUCCAACUUCAUUGACUCAGACUACCCCCUCGAAAACCACCUCCCCAUUCGACGCCUCACCCAGCCAAUCCCCGUUUACAACGUGGACGGCACGCCGAACAAAGCCAGUUCCAUUUGCGAAGUCGCCGAUGUGGUUCUCCGUUAUUAG
Messenger RNA from Mycena citricolor, 1353 nucleotides. Lineage: Eukaryota; Fungi; Basidiomycota; Agaricomycetes; Agaricales; Mycenaceae. The record is from the annotation of a GenBank genome assembly.